Pocillopora verrucosa is the source of this 1371-nucleotide messenger RNA. Its product is annotated as histamine H2 receptor-like. Gene Ontology annotation, biological process: G protein-coupled receptor signaling pathway. Gene Ontology annotation, cellular component: membrane. Lineage: Eukaryota; Metazoa; Cnidaria; Anthozoa; Scleractinia; Pocilloporidae. Gene Ontology annotation, molecular function: G protein-coupled receptor activity. The record is from RefSeq and is a predicted model, not a curated record.
UCGCACUAAUCUGGGAUGAAGGACUUGUCGUUCCGUCUGAUAAGGAAAUUUAACUUAGCAACUAUGCUAUGAACUAGGCCUUAAUCGAAAUCGGUGACAAUUUGUCACUCACUCGUCAUAAUAUUCAUUGCUUGUGCGGCAGCUGCUCCUUUUAUUGACGACUACGCUCAAACUGGGACAAGGUGGUUCUUUCGACGCUUAUUUAGUUUUUGUUAUCACCAUUUGGUGAAAGGCAGAAUUUCACGGUGUUUUAAUCAAAGGAUAUUAUCAAAGUGACGAAGAAAAAGAGGAUUCAGUUUUGCUACUUAUCCUCAAUCAGCGCAUAUCAGCCAUACAAUGUUUGGUUAAAAGGAUUGUUUUGGGCUGAGAGGCGACAACAUCGAAUUACAAGGUAGCACGCGUUUCUAAGUCGGGAUGCACAAUACAGCGUUUAAUAUCUUUGUUAUUAUUUUUCACGUAGUUUUAACCUUGGCAACUUUGUUUGGAAACUGUUCAGUCUGUGCAGUGAUAUGGAGGACUAGGGCUCUGAGAACAGUUCCAAAUAUGAUAAUUUUCAGUUUGGCCCUCGCCGACUUGCUCAUGACAAGUGCUUUCGUGUACCGAGUUGUUAAUCGCAUGAGUGGUGAGGAGUCUCACUCAACGUGCCAUGCCAUUUCAGAAAUUGCUUUCUGUACAAUCUGUGUGAUAAUUCUACAUUUGACAGCCAUCAGUAUCGACAGAUUUAUCGCGAUAAGGUUUCCACUCCGCUACAAAACUAUUGUGACGGGGAAACGAACGAAAACUGCACUUAUUGCCAUAUGGCUACUCCCUGUGAUAGGAACUGUUGUGUCUCCUCAUUCGCUUCCCGACGCAGAGUACGAAGACUUCGUCGAUUACUAUGAUUCAUUUCAUUUGUGCUUGUCAUAUCAUGAACACAAAUUCAAAAACACAUCGAAAAUCUUUGCUGCAAUUAUAAUCUCAAUAUACAUCGUUUUGCCUUGCGCUUUGACUGUUGGUAGUUACAUGUAUAUCCUGAAAGUGUCACGUCAUCAACAAUUAAAACUUAAACAUGAUGCUCACUUGGAGGGCGAAAGGAUGAGAAAGCUCGAGAUUAAAGUAGCAAUAACGUAUGGUAUUAUCAUCGGCGCGUUCAUGGCUUGUUUUUUACCCCUCUUAAUAGGAACUCUGCACCAACAGUUUAUUGGCAAUGAUGAGCGAGAGGAAAUGACUCGUGUCAUGACGAUUUUAUCAUUAAUUGCAUCCAUCAGCGCCUGCGUCAAUCCAGUGGUUUAUACUUGUAGGAAUCAAGAAUUCAGAAAGGCCUUCAAGAAAAUUUUUAAAAGAGGAAAUCAAGAGAUUGGCAACGAACUGACAACCUUUUCAAGAUAUUGA